UGGUGCACCGCGAGGAAAAAACACAGCAUGGAGGUAAAAGAUGGAAAUGCUGCACUGUUGAGUAAUUAUGAGGUGUUCCAGCUCCUGACUGACUUAAAAACCCAGCAGAGAGACGCCCGAAAGAAUAAGAGCAGUGCCGGUCAACAGAAUCUGAACACCAUUAUGUAUGAGACGUUGAAGUAUCUGUCCAGUACCCCGUGCCAGCAUCAAAGUCCUGAAAUACUGCAGAAGUUCCUGACCGCAAUGAAAGCACACAAAUUGACCAAAGCAGAAAAGUUGCAGCUUCUUAAUCACCGACCUUUAACUGCAGUGGAAAUACAGCUGAUGAUAGAAGAAAGCGAGGAAAGGCUGACAGAGGAACAGAUUGAGGAACUGAUCCAAAAUGUAAGCAGCAUUCUUCCCGGAGAUCCAGCGGCUGAGACGCAGGAUCAGGAAGAAAUGGGGAAUGAAGACAACCAAUAACAGAAUUGUUGUUUUCUGGGUCUUUCCAUGUAAUUGCCUAGAAGCGAUAAGGCAUGUCACGUGAGAGGUAUCUCUCUAAUCUUGUUAUUUCAUGGAGUCUCUCUGUUAAACCUGAAUAGGCCUUAAUGUAUAAAUCGGUAAUUAAUACCUCGUGUCCAGUUUUUGGAGUAUUUGAUAUUUAUGUUCAACUAUUUAAGGCACAUUUUUGUUCAAUAAACUUUUUGCUUAUU
Molecule: messenger RNA, 692 nt
Organism: Spea bombifrons (plains spadefoot toad)
Lineage: Eukaryota; Metazoa; Chordata; Amphibia; Anura; Pelobatidae
Gene: CRCP
Product: CGRP receptor component
Exons: 6
Coding region: 28-462 (144 amino acids)
Biological process (GO): transcription initiation at RNA polymerase III promoter
Cellular component (GO): RNA polymerase III complex
Molecular function (GO): nucleotide binding
Source: RefSeq, a predicted model, not a curated record